CCUGCUACAGCCCAAAUUUUUAUAAAUGAAUAAAGAUAUUUAGGGUUUAAGAUUUAGCAGACGGUGGGUUUUGGGUGUUCAGGUUCAGCUUGAUUCCGCUUACAAGUUGGGAAUUAGGGUUUUAUCACGGAAUUUCCAUCGCCGACUCCCCUCACGACUAUUGCUUGUGCAACAACGAUAUCUAACGGUGCGUCCGAGAAGCAUUUCAUGGCAUAUUCCCAAGGUCGCAAUUUCUUGUUCUGCGACUUGUGUGGGAGUAUGCUAAAUUUGAAUUCAACUAAGUUUGCUCAAUGCCCUUUGUGCAAGUUAAAGCGAAAUGUGAAAGAGAUAUCCGGAAGAGAAAUAUCUUACAAAGUCACUGCUGAGGAUAUUAGAAGAGAUCUAGGCAUAUCAAUAAUUCCUGAAGAGAAGGUGCAAUUGCAAAAGACAGAUGCUAAAGCAUGUGAAAAAUGCGGCCACAACGAGCAUACAUAUUACUCCCGACAGAUGAGAUCGGCAGAUGAAGGGGCAACUACUUUCUAUGUGUGCACCAAUUGCCAGCACCAGUUUACUGAGAAUUGAUGCGUUGGAGGUUGUAAGAGAUUAUGGGAUCACAGUGUGUGCCUUGAUAGUUGACAUGUUCCUAACAAAUCUAAGAUUUAUGCCUUGUAUUGAGUGUAUAUUUAAGAUUUAUCAACUGUGCGAUCAAAGUUUUGUCAUACCGAACCAGAUUUGUCAGCUAUAAGAUUUAUGCCUUGUAUUGGCUGUUAUGUUGUA
Messenger RNA from Pyrus x bretschneideri (Chinese white pear), 756 nucleotides. RefSeq names its product DNA-directed RNA polymerase I subunit RPA12-like. The record is from RefSeq and is a predicted model, not a curated record. Gene Ontology annotation, cellular component: RNA polymerase I complex. Gene Ontology annotation, biological process: DNA-templated transcription; termination of RNA polymerase I transcription. The transcript has 6 exons. Lineage: Eukaryota; Viridiplantae; Streptophyta; Magnoliopsida; Rosales; Rosaceae. The coding region runs from base 208 to 561 and encodes 117 amino acids. Gene Ontology annotation, molecular function: DNA-directed RNA polymerase activity; nucleic acid binding; zinc ion binding.